AUGAUUAGUUUCAAAGAACUCGAAGAUGACGAUGAAAAAAAGUUGGAGUGGAGAGAAGUCCAUUUUGACAACAAAAAUGAUUCUAAUUUCAUUUAUAUCAACAGAGACGGCAAUGACAGCAACAACAACAGCAGCAGCAAUAAUAAUAUUAUUACAACAUUCGAUACGACAAUGUAUAAUGCAUCAAAUUAUCAGGACGCUCAAAAUACUUAUCCUUAUUCAAGCCAAGAAGUUGAAUUGGUGGAACCUGGACAAUUAUCACUCAGUCAAUUAUUACACUUGUUUUGUAAUCAAGAGAUAUUCAAUAUGGAAGAUGAUGAAAUGUUUAAUACUGGAGAUUAUUUGUAUGGGACAAUAUUCAACACAAGUUCAUCUCAAGUGAGCGAUUGUGAAAUCGAUCCUAAUACUUUUCUUCGUCAGUAUUUUAAUAAUCAACACGGUAACUAA
Messenger RNA from Entrophospora candida, 447 nucleotides. The record is from the annotation of a GenBank genome assembly. NCBI's taxonomy places the organism in Eukaryota, Fungi, Glomeromycota, Glomeromycetes, Entrophosporales, Entrophosporaceae.